AUGACCCACGAGUCCCGCCAGCGCUCCGCGUCCAACAUAUCGACGCCCUCCGACCGCUCUGCCCGUCGCGCACCGCGCCCGAAUCGCAACCCGCCCACCAGCCUCCCGCUGCCCGAGAUCCCCAGCGUCACCUCGUCGCCCUCGUCGUCGCUGCAGCCGCUGGGCCUGAGCAACCUCGGCUCGCCAUAUCCCUCCUUCUCCCCCGGCGGACCCAGCGCGCCUGCCUCGAGCCCACGCGGACGGGCGCAUACCGUCCAGGGUCCAGCGAUGCAUCAAUACAUCCCCCCUCCGCCGCCCCAGCCCUCGAGCACGCCCGCCGGCCACAUCGCCCUCCCCCCGCCGCCUCCACGGCCUACGGGCUACGGCAACCUGGGCGGCAUCUCCAUCCCGCCGCCUCCCCAUGCCAACAAUUGGGGUCCCCCGCGGCCCCAGUACCAGCAGCAAGGCUACGACCCGAGCCAGUAUCGCAGCUACCCUCACAGCAUCCCCCCUCCGCCAGGGCCCCCGCCGCAGCAGAUCCAGCACGAGCGCGAACCUCCACUGACGUCAGCCACGUACAUCCCCGGCGGCGAGUCAUUCGGACCUGGUGUCGGCAUCCCUCCGCUGCACACCUCGAGAGGCUACCCCGAGCCAUACUACCGCGACGACAACUACUCCGCCAACGCCGACACGUCCGCCCAGGGCUUCUCCAGCAGCCUCCUCGAGAGCGUCCAGAGCGUGCAAUAUGGCUCCAACAACGGCUUCAACGCGCCCCCGACGCCCAGCAGUCGCAACCACCUCAACAUACCGACCGAGAGAGCCCAGGUCUACGACUCGUCUGGACCGCCAACCGCCACGCUGCAGAACCCCAUGGUCCAGAAUCACGGCAGCGUCUAUCACCGGUCCGAAAGCAAUGGCACGACCCCCAUAUCCCCACAUGACUCUUCGAUGCACUGGCCAGCCGAACGCGUCCAACACUGGCUAGCGAGCAACAAUUUCUCACGAGACUGGCAAGAGACGUUCAGGACACUGGGUCUGGAAGGCUCAAAGUUUCUGGACAUUGGCCGCGGCCAUGGCAGCAAAGGCAAUGUAGCCAUGAUGCACCAGGUCAUCUUUCCCCAAUUGGCCAAGCAAUGCACCGCAAGCGGGACCGGAUGGGAUCAGAACAGAGAGCGAGACGAGGGUCGCAAGCUGCGCAGACUUGUGCGCUCCAUCGUGGAGACGGGCCAUAUCGCCAACCCCCGCGCAGCACCGCAACGAUCCGACACUGGCAUGACGAGCGCCGGGACAGAGGGUACUGUGGAGAAUUCACCGUACAUCGGCACCAGAGGCAUGGACUUUGGAUCAACGCCAACCACUGCUGGCAAUGGCGAAGAGAGUCCGGGCCGUCAGCUGCUCUUGCACUCGCCUGGUGGUAGUACGAACCCGCCCAGACGCAUCUCUACACAGCAACGCAAUUUCACUGUGCCCGGUCUCGGCCCUACUCCAGAUUUCUCAGAAGGACCUGCACGCAGUCCCUAUUCGAGGGAGGUUCUGCAAGGCCUAGAUCCAAAGCCUGUACGCCAUAGCCCGAAUGCAUCCUCAGAGUUUGCGCCAUCUUCAUUGGGUGCAUCGAACUAUCGCCAAGCAAGUCCGCAGCAAAGCCCAGCGCUCCCUUCAGCCCGUCUUGCGACCAAUGGCGGUCAGCUCAGUGCGGGUCUGAGCAACAACGGAUCGCGGUACUAUUCCCCGCAUAACCGCGUCAACAGUACCGAAUCCAUCAACUCCACCUUUGCAAACACUGGCUCGGGUCCCCCGUCAAGCAGAUCAUUCGAUAAUCGUUCCGAUAGUCGCAACGAGAACCGGAAGAACGGUUACGAAGGCUCACGACCAGGUACUGGACUAGCUAGAUAUGACUUGGAAGCGCCCACCAGCGCUAAAGAUCAUGAGAAAGGUUUCUUCAAGAAAAUCAUGGGCGGGCGGAAGAAGGAGAACCACCCAUCUCCCGAUGACACGAGCCUGGAUUCACCCACUAGUCCGGCAAGUCAUCGUACGCAUCCAAGCGGGUCCCUGUUUGGGAAAUCUGGCAUGAACUCAAGCGAGACUUCCUUGAACGAGCGACCCCCUUCGAGACGAUCAGCUCAGACAGACUCCGACAAUCGAGCAACAGGUCGUACUCGCACAUCCGGAAGAGAAGAUCGCAAAUACGCUUUUGUCACACCAGAUGGCUGGAACUACCGGCUCAUCGACAUCACCAACGUAGAUUCACCAGCAGCUCUACGAGCUGUGUGUUGUGAGGAGCUGAGUCAGGGUCUGAGCCAGAUAUCUGGUGUAGAGUUGCAUCUCACGAAUCCUGGGCAACAAGACCACGAUCACCCGCUGUCCGACUCAAAGUUGUUGAAGGCGCGGUCGCAAUAUGGGAAUCGAGUCGGCGAGCUCAAGAUUUUUGUCAAGAUACCGCAAGAGGGAACCGUACCUCCAUCUGCCGGGCUAGGAGUGUCGCUACCCCAUACAGCUGCUAGGUCUAUCGAUGAGGACGCAUACUCUCGGCUGAACGCCGACUCUCAACUAGAUUCUCCAGGAGGAAAGUCAGGAGAGUCCACGCUAGUCGCAGAUAAGAGUGCAGCUCUUCGCAAGAUGGCAGAGAAAGCCGAACCCAUGCCGAACAAUGCAGGUGACAGGCCUGCAGAAUCGGCUUGGGAACCGCGUGAUGACUUGGCCGAGGAGGAACGAAGAAAGCUGCUCGAAGCCGCUGCUGAAGAGCACCGCAAAGAAACAAAGCGGAAGCAGGAAGAAUAUCUGAGGAGUCGAUUCCAGAGGGCCAAUGGACACAGUCCUGACCUGAACCCCACUUCAGCCGACAACCUCAGCUACCGCAGUCAGCGUAUUGUUGACUUUGAUGAACCCCGCGCUUCUCCCUAUGAGGACGUAAAGAAACCAUUCGAUGCUAAACCCAAGCAGCUUGUCCCACUGCGAGAGCCGCCACCAGUGCCAGCCGAUACGAGCACACUGUUGAAAGCCAAUUCGCUGUCGAGGGCCAAAAACCGCGGCUCAUGGCCCGAGAGUGAUGAUGGCAAAGACAAGCGGAGAUCAACAGAGUCGCAGUCAGAAAAGCGCAAAGCCAUUCCUCAGGCUGCAAGUGGGCUGGGAGGCAUCGCUGCUGCUAUCAUCGGCGCUGGUAAUCUUGGGGCAGGCAUAGGAGCAGCGAACAGGGCGCCACCAAAGGGUCCUCAACCAGCAAACAGCGAAGGCUCGCCUGAAAGCAUUCGACCUUCACAACAGGUAUUGCUGGAUAAUGGAUUCGCAGCUAGAUCUGGCUCCGGAAGAAAUAGUCCAGGUGGGUCACCUCGCAGCCCCGGCGAGCUCACAAUGAGCAAGGGAAAUAUACCUUUCAGAAUACCUGACUAUGAGGAAGCUUUCGGAGACGACACGUCCAACGAGAGGCCAGACCUCAGCCUUGAAAUGCCCGAUCCGACAGCACCGCGAUCGAGAGACGAGCGGUCUCGUUCGCCAACUCGAAGUCCCCAUACAGCGCACGCUCCAGAGUCUACCUUGAGCAGAGAACCAUCACGGGUGUCAGUGUACGGUCCCACUCACGACUUCGAAGAAGCGCGAGUGUCGUUCAUCACGAAGUCUCCAAAUCUGGAGCCUAUGGAUUCUGACGACGAUGAUUCUGACGAUGGCUUGUUCGCUGCGCCGCUCGCAGGACGAGCUGGUCCACCCACACCUGCCCAGAGCACUCCCAUCACUCGGACCAACUCCCGCAGCCAACGGCCAAACCUUACACUCAAGACACAACGGUCAAAGAACUCGCUAGCGCAGGUCACGGAAAAAUCUGAGCAAAGCGCAGCUGGUGAUCGCGAUUCGCAGCCAAGCGACUUCCACCCCGAGUCGGCUGCGUCUGCAACGUGGACCGACUCGCCAAAUGAUACGAACAAGUUUUCCCGUCGAGAAUCAUUCGCCAGCGAUGUCUGGGCAAAUCGUCCACCAGCUGAAGCCCUCGUGGAACACCUUGACGAGCUCUUCCCGAACGUCAACCUCGAUCAGCCGAUGCUUGAGGAAGAGGAAGCGGAUGGUGCUGCAGAGUCAGCCAACGAUCCCCCGCCUAUACCCGCCGAGCCCACUCCUCAACCUCUCACCCGUGGUGGUGCAGGACUGCAGAGUAUCGCGCAACGCAACAUGAGGAAAUCAGGCGCUGGUUUGGGCCGCACAAAGUCUAUUCGUGAAGUAGUGAAGUCGCAAUACCAGCCACUCGACAAGAGGCCACUCCCAGGCCAGGCACAUGCUGGUGCCGGUCCAUCGCGUGUUGCUACGUUACGCAAUGGUGGUGACAUUGUCAGGCGAAAGUCGACGAAGAUGUUCAACGCCAGGACUGAGCAAGUGCGACCUCAGCGCGGCUCACGUCUCGUUAUGGAGACGAUACCCCAAGAUCAUCUGCCAAGUGUUCCAUCGCGACAGCCAACAUUCAAGUGGAUGAAGGGACAGCUCAUCGGCAAAGGUACAUUCGGUCGCGUCUAUCUCGGUAUGAACAUCACUACCGGAGAGCUUAUCGCAGUCAAGCAAGUCGAAGUCAACGCCAAAGCAGCUGGUUCAGACAAAGACAAGAUCAAGGAACUCGUCAAGAGUCUGGAUCAGGAAAUCGACACCAUGCAGCAUCUCGACCACCCCAACAUUGUGCAGUACCUCGGAUGCGAGCGCAAAGAGUACAGCAUUUCCAUCUUCCUUGAAUAUAUUUCCGGUGGCAGUGUAGGAUCCUGCAUCCGCAAGCACGGGAAGUUUGAAGAGUCUGUCGUCUCUUCGCUCACAAGACAGACGCUGCUCGGUCUCUCUUAUCUCCACCGCGAAGGCAUCCUCCAUCGCGAUCUUAAAGCCGAUAACAUCCUGCUCGACCUCGACGGCACGUGCAAGAUCUCCGACUUUGGUAUCUCCAAGAAGAGUGACAACAUCUAUGGCAACGAUGUAACAAACAGCAUGCAAGGUUCCGUCUUCUGGAUGGCGCCCGAAGUAAUUCGCUCUCAAGGCCAGGGCUACUCAGCUAAAGUAGACAUCUGGUCUCUGGGUUGCGUAGUCCUUGAGAUGUUUGCGGGUAAACGUCCUUGGUCCAAGGAAGAGGCCAUCGGUGCCAUUUACAAGCUUGGUAGCUUAAACCAAGCCCCUCCCAUCCCCGAAGACGUCUCCAGGGUGAUUGGCGUAGAGGGCCUGAGCUUCAUGUACGACUGCUUCACCAUUGACCCCAUGGAGCGACCUACAGCCGAGACAUUGCUACGAGCGCCAUUUUGCUUUAGCGAUCCAAAUUACAAUUUCCUGGACACGGAGCUCUAUGCUAAGAUCCGGGGAGCUUUUCAGUAG
This is a messenger RNA of Alternaria incomplexa, 5307 nucleotides long. RefSeq lists its product as uncharacterized. The transcript has a single exon. NCBI's taxonomy places the organism in Eukaryota, Fungi, Ascomycota, Dothideomycetes, Pleosporales, Pleosporaceae. Gene Ontology annotation, biological process: protein phosphorylation. The coding region runs from base 1 to 5307 and encodes 1768 amino acids. The record is from RefSeq and is a predicted model, not a curated record. Gene Ontology annotation, molecular function: protein kinase activity; ATP binding.